Molecule: messenger RNA, 759 nt
Organism: Akanthomyces muscarius
Lineage: Eukaryota; Fungi; Ascomycota; Sordariomycetes; Hypocreales; Cordycipitaceae
Exons: 2
Coding region: 1-759 (252 amino acids)
Cellular component (GO): nucleus; cytosol
Source: RefSeq, a predicted model, not a curated record
AUGCCUCACUCCGGACCACUCCGGCUCGCCGUCCUCGAGGCCGACACGCCACAGCCCCAGACCCGCGAGCGCAUCGGCAACUACACCUCCGUCUUCACACAGCUCUUCCAAGGGGCGUGCGAUAACUCGACGCCACCGAAGAAGCUCGACGAGGAGCUGACCAUUUCGGGCCACGGCAUCGUCGACGACCUCAACGCCUACCCCUCUCUCGACGACGUCGAUGCGAUUCUGAUCUCCGGGUCGCGCCACAACUCCUUUGACAGUGAUCCGUGGAUCCUGAAGCUCGUCGAGUACACACAAGCGGCGCUCGCGACGAAACGCGUCCGCAUCAUUGGCAUCUGCUUUGGCCACCAAAUCCUGAGCCGCGCUCUAGGGUGCAAGGUCGGCCGCAACGCCAAGGGCUGGGAGGUGGCCGUGACGGAUGUUGGCCUGACACCUGAAGGCAAAAAGGUCUUUGGUAUGGAAAAGAUGCGAAUCCACCAGAUGCACACCGACAUCGUCGCCGACUUCCCUCCCGAUGCCGUGCCCCUCGGUGGCAACGAUAUCUGCUCCGUGCAGGCCAUGUACGCUCCUGGCAAGUACAUUGCCGUGCAAGGGCACCCCGAGUUCACACAAGACAUUGUCACCGAGAUUCUCUUCAACCGUCACACGGUCGGCGUCUUUACAGACGAACUGUACAAUGAUGGCAUGGCUCGCGUCGCCAAUGAGCACGACGGCUUUGCCAUCGCUAGAGCAUUCCUCAAAUUUUUGCGGGACUAG